ACGCGAAAAAAUCAGACAAGUGUAAAUAGCUGCAGUGCAGUUUUGUAUUGUGUUUUUGAUUGUUUUAUUUAGAAUAAUAACUUAUUAGUAUAUUAAUUAUGGCUCGUAUGAGCGUAUGUUAUUCCAGUCGUUCCAUAAUAAGCCACCGGGGUCUGAACUACAUGAACGACGCCGAGGAACUAUCGGACGCUGAACUGAUAAAAGCCGUGAACGAUCUAAAACAACAGAUCAAAAUAACCAAUUUGGAGAACGACAUUCUUGAGAGGACUAUCAUGAGGUUAGAGCCAUCCCUGAUGAGCAACAUCCAACAGGCCAUCGACUAUGCCAGCAAGCUGGCUAGCUCACCCUCCUUAGGGGGCAGCUUCAUGAGGUCCCAGACCUCCAAGUUUGACUUCAGCCCGUCCAAGAUCCUUUCCAGCCCUUCCAGGGCUUCAACCAGAAGAGUCGAAUCAUCAGCCAAAAUAGGAGGGACGACAGUAUUCGGAACAGGAACCAGGAUCAACGUAAUGGCUCGAUCGGAGCUAAUUAGCACUGAAAUGGAGAUAUUGAUGCAGAAGCUAUCCAAUGCUAGGAAAAAGGCUGCAAAACAACACGCAAUGCUAAAAGCUCAGUUAGAAGAAAUUGAACUGAGAGUAGUAGACAUCGAGAAAGCGAGUGCAGCGUUCAACCAAGAAGUCAUCGUGGACGGAUGGGACAAGCUAGCACAGCGAAUCCCCGCUGAGAUCUGGAUAAGGUACAUGACAGAGUGGAUGAAGAUAUGCGACAGCCAGAUCGGCAAGCUUCGCCUCCGAACCAGCACCUUCAACACACAGUACGCCAAGUUCAAAGGGCAGAUCAAAGUCAAAGCUGAACUGAACGAUAUGCUACGGCCGGUGGAUUUUGAUAAGAUUAAAAUUGAAAAUCAGGAAGCAUUAGCGACUAUAGAGCAGAAAACUAAACAGCUAGAGGAAUUGAAAAAGAUGACAGGAGACGCGAAUCUCAACCUGACGGUGCACAAAAAGGCGAUGUGGGAGCAAAACUCGUAUUUGGCCAAGAUAAUAGACACUAUCAAAACGAAAGAGCGGCAGACGAUAGCUAUUGAUAAAGAGAGAGGGGUUAUACAAGUGGAGGCUGAUGCUUUGGCUUCCAGAUUGACGGAGGUGAAAAAAGUUCGAAACGCGUAUGAAGUUCCCGAUAUUAUGGAAUAUGUGGCCGUGAAGGCGGCGCUGGGAGACCUGCAAAAGGGGGCCAAGCUGCUGGAGAACCGGCUGCGGGUCCAGCACAUCGCGCUCACUUCGCUCCAGAGCAAACUACGGAUCAUGAAGGCUUAGUAUUCAUUUGAAGAUUUGUAUAUUAAAAUCGAUUAAACCCUUUA
Molecule: messenger RNA, 1354 nt
Organism: Cydia strobilella
Lineage: Eukaryota; Metazoa; Arthropoda; Insecta; Lepidoptera; Tortricidae
Exons: 10
Coding region: 99-1310 (403 amino acids)
Biological process (GO): cilium assembly
Cellular component (GO): ciliary basal body; axoneme
Source: RefSeq, a predicted model, not a curated record